CUGUUAUAAGUUGUUAGUAGUAGUUGUUAGAUCAGUAUUCCAUCGGCUAUUAUAACCGGCUGACGUCCGCAGUUACGUUUAUCUCGUAUUGUUGUUUAGGGCAACAGACGAAUGAUGAGAACGUUUGCUCUUUCAACAGCAUUCUGCAAUACCAUGCAACUGUUGACGUUGUUAACGUUGUUGUUGUUUGCUGAAAGAUCGUCCAGUGAGGGAGUGAAGCUACCGGCGAAACCUUUGAGUAUAUUGGCGUUUUUGCCGACCGAAGGUAAAAGUCAUUUCAUGGGCUUUAAACCGUUACUCGAAAGUCUUGUUUCCAGAGGACAUAAUGUCACGCUUGUCGCACCGUUUGCGUUGGACGGCGCUAAACGGCCGUAUCGUCACGUUAAAGUGGAGCAAACGUUAGGAGAUUUCGACAUGCUAAAAGUGGCAAAAUACGUGAACCUCAUACCCACGCCGUUGCACUUGUGGUGGUUCGGGCCGCACAUUAGCGAGACAAGUCUGGACAAACCGUCGGUGGCGAACUUCAUCAGGAGCGACCGGUCGUCGUUUGACUUGGUGCUGUUCGAGAACUUCUACCACGAGUGUUUCGUAGCCAUCGGGCACAAAUACGGCGCCCCGCUGGUGCAGCUGCUGCCAUUCUCCGCCAACUCCAGGGUGUCGCAGUGGCACAGUAACCCGUACAACCCAGCAUACAUUCCGGACCUGACCAGUAGGUUCGGAUCGAACAUGACGUUCGCGCAGCGCACCAGCAACGCAGUGUCCGCGUUCUUCUACACGGCCGUCUCUCGGCUAGUAUACCUGCCCCGACAACGGGCCGUGGCCGACAAGCACUUUGUGUACCCGGGCCACGAGCGCCGUCCCGACCUUGUCGACAUGCUCCGGAACGUGUCGCUGACACUGGUCAACAGUCACCCGAUCAUCGGUACAGCCGUGCCGAUGGUGCCCAGCUACGUGCACGUGGCUGGCAUGCACUGCGUGCCCGCCGGACCGCUGCCUGAAGACCUAAAACAAAUAGUGGAAAGCGCUAAGGAAGGUAUAGUCUACUUCAGUUUGGGAUCGGUGGUAAAAUCGUCCAAAAUGCCCAAGGAAACAGUAUCGCUCUUAUUGUCGGAACUCUCGAAAAUCGAACAGACCGUCCUAUGGAAAUGGGAAGCUGACGAUGUACCGCAACUACCCAAGAACGUCAUCGUUCGAAAAUGGUUUCCCCAAAACGACAUACUAGGUCAUAAGAACUGCAAGUUAUUCAUCACCCACGGUGGAGUACAAAGCACCACUGAGUCCAUCUACCACGGGGUACCCAUGUUGGCCAUUCCCGUUUUUGGCGACCAGCAGGGGAACUCACUACGUGCACAGUAUAGAGGCAUAAAUAAUUACACGGACUACUAUAAUAACUAUACCAUAUUUCGUAAUCAAAGUAUAAUAUUAUUUUACUCACCGUUUAUACGACAUCGCAGGUACCGGGAAAAUGCCAGAAAGACGUCGGCCGUGUUCAGGGACAACCCGCUGCCACCGCUGGAAAAGGCUGUAUUUUGGGUCGAGUACGUUGCCAGACAUAGCGGUGCGAAACACCUGAGGACUGCUGCCAACGACCUUUAUUGGUUCCAGUACAUGCUGUUGGACGUCCUGUUGCUGGUGUCGUUCGUGGUCGUACUAAUGGCGUGGACGACCAAAAAAAUGCUCGGCUGCGUGUUCGGCCGGUGUUGUCGCCGCAGCCGAAAUAUCACCUCGCCGCCAACAGUGGGGAAAAAAACGCAAUGAUAAUAACAAGCACCCCAACAAUACAGUCGACUCUCAAUCACCUGAAGUUCGAGGGCGGUAAAAAUUCGAGUUGUUAAAAACUUCAAGGUAUCAAAAACCUUGUUAUUGCGUUUAAAGGAUAAUGAUUUUUAAUAUCCGAUAUAAUAUCGUGUCGACUGUAUUGUAUAACUGUUCGUCAUUUCGAUGAAACCAUGAACGUCUUUCUAUUACAUAUUAUAUUACUUCUACUAGUUCUACACGACAUGUACAUAAUAUUAUAUUAUUAAAAACUAUAAUAGGUAAACACGAAUCGCGGUAACAAUAACAAUAUUAUACACUGUUGCGCAGGGCAGACUAAUUCAUGACAGUCGUAACGUCGCCAGUCUUACUACACGAAACGUAAAUUUAUUAUAGUUACCUACCUACUACCUAUAAAGUGCCGCAACUAGCGGGGGGACUGGGGGUCCUUUCCACUUAAGUGGGCCCCCCCAAAACACAAAAUGCUUUUAAAAGGGCCUCCACAAUAAAAUUUGCACAAAGCCUAGUUGCGGCACUGUACCUAUAAUAGUUGAUCAUCGUAAUCCGUCUGUAGUUGGUACAUAGAUGUUUAUAUUACAUUUUUGCCACGUGAAAAACGUUUAAAAACGAUAUUUAACACAAAACUUAUUUUACAAUAAUAUUUUAUUUGUGCACGACACUGUAAUGUUUUUGCGAUAUUUUUACUCUUCAUUAAACGAUUAUUAUAAAACACCUUGUUAUAGGUGGAACAGCUCACAAUAAUUACACAAAAAUAAUUUAAUACCAAGGUAAUAAAUCCAUUUACGGUCUACCUAUAUUGUAUCUAAUAUAUUAUAUGUAUUAUGCAAAUUAUGAGAAAUAUCAAAUAUAAUAUUAUUCGUUUUCAAA
Molecule: messenger RNA, 2643 nt
Organism: Acyrthosiphon pisum (pea aphid)
Lineage: Eukaryota; Metazoa; Arthropoda; Insecta; Hemiptera; Aphididae
Product: UDP-glucuronosyltransferase 2C1
Exons: 6
Coding region: 112-1758 (548 amino acids)
Molecular function (GO): UDP-glycosyltransferase activity
Source: RefSeq, a predicted model, not a curated record